AUGCAGGCGAAUAAUUUAAAUACUGAAAUAUUGUUAAAUUUGUCACCAAUCAACGUGAUAUCUGAUGCCAUAAAGCGAUUUGGAAUACUGGAAGAAUGUUCAAAUACGAUAGUGAUUAAAAUUAUGAUCGAUUCACCUGUAGAUACAGGGGAGUUUGAGCAAAAGGUUGAUGAUAUUAUUCAUGGGAACUCAAUAAAAAUUGACGAUAAUACCUUAUUUAACUUGGUAGAUAUUUCAAAAUUCAAAAAAAUAUAUAAAUUGAAUGAUGCAAAGAUCUCCAACUCAAAUGAUAAAGACUUGCAAGGUACUUUAACAAGGUUGGCCAUAGGCGCAUCAAUAAUACGGGGACUUUGA
Messenger RNA from Lodderomyces pseudojiufengensis, 354 nucleotides. RefSeq lists its product as uncharacterized. Gene Ontology annotation, biological process: telomere maintenance via recombination; tRNA threonylcarbamoyladenosine modification. Lineage: Eukaryota; Fungi; Ascomycota; Pichiomycetes; Serinales; Debaryomycetaceae. The record is from RefSeq and is a predicted model, not a curated record. Gene Ontology annotation, cellular component: nucleus; EKC/KEOPS complex; cytosol. The coding region runs from base 1 to 354 and encodes 117 amino acids. The transcript has a single exon.